ACUGGCAAUCUGGUCCCUUCACCCCCCACACGGUGUCCCCAGGGCAGCAUCGCUGGCUGCUGUUGCAGCCCUCACCCACCCCUCAGCUGGUACUUGGCCAGUGAUACCCAGCUGACCGCCCUGGGUACGAGCCACUCGCUGCUGGAGCCUCUGUGCUGGCCCUGGGUUCACACCAGGCGCUCGGAUCCGGUGACUGAUAUCUGAAACCUACUUCCUUCAUUCAUUCUGGGCGUCUGUGGAUGUUCCUGCUUCAGGAAGUGAUUUUGUAUUCGGCCUCGGAGAAUGGAGGCAGCCGGAGAGAGCAGAGAGCAGACAGAGAAAUCGGAACCUGAAGAUUUGAAGGCAGAGAAGAAACAGCCACGAAGAUUCAUUCACUUUUCAAAUGGAGACAUCAUGGAAGAAUACAGUACUGAAGAAGAGAGUGAAGAGGAGCAGCAAGUGUCAGAGAAAGUCAAUCCUUCCACACUCUCCUGGAACCAUUUCCUGGUGUUUUGGGUGAUGAAGUUUGCAAGGAUAUCAUUAUUCACCUGUGACUUUCUUGGAGAGAAACUGGCCAAUCUGUUUGGAUUGACAUCAGCCAAGUACCAAUAUGCAGUAGAUGAAUACUACAGUGUUCAAGACCAGGAGGGAUAUGAAGAUGGAGAUGAAAUGACAAUUGUGGAGGAUGUGAAAAUGAACGAGAGACAGCAUCUUCCGCUCCAGAAUUUUCAGUAUGGUACUUUAGACACAAUGGAGCGAUCAGGAAUUGCAAGCAGUGAUGACUGCAGACACACCGUAUGUUAUGAAAAUGAAGCAAUGGAAGAUAAUGCAGAUACUAAUGAUCAGAUAAAGAUGGACAACAACUAAUGACUGAUCACUGAUUACUUCCUUUACAGACAAUUUGGUUGUAGUGUUAGAUGAACAUAUAUAUUCAGAGGUUUCCACCAGUUUUACCCUCCUCUCUCCUCUACUGAUGUCCUGAAAUAGUAGGUUAUUGUUUCAUCCCAUGCCUCAUUGUCAUCUUACAUACUGGCGCCUAAUAGUUAGUACAAGGGAAGGUGGUGGCCUAGUACUGUUAUCGCUGGACUGUAAUUCCAGAGACCCAGUUAAAUUUCUGGGGACCCAUGUUUGAAUCCCACCAUGGUAGAUGGUAGAACUUGAAUCCAAUAAAAAGAAUCUGGAAUUAAGAGUGUAAUUGGAGAAACAUAUCUGAUUCACUAAUGUCCUUUUGGAAAGAAAACUGGCAUCCUUACCUGGGCUGGCCCAGACCUGCAGCAACAGGGUUAACGUUCAACUGCCCUCUGAGUAAUUAGGGAUGGGCAAUUAAUGCUGGCCUAGCCUGCGAUGCCCCAUCUUGUGAAUGAAUGACAAACCCUGCCCCCCCCCCCCCCCCCAAUCACAGAAGGCACCACAGCUGACCAUGCACCCAAUGGGUAUAGUUGCUGGGUACAGAUUGGGAGUGGGAAAUUUGACAUCCUUUGGCAUCCUUUCCAAUACAGGAGAAGUAAAGGUCCGUAAACUGUAACUACCAUUUGUUUUGCAGCUGAGAUCAACGCAAACUUUGAGUUGGAGUGUUGCUGGUCUGUGAUGUUCAGGUGGACUCUGCACAGUUAAGGUGUCUACUGAAGGCUUGUGUGAACUGGCAGACUAUUAGCCAGCUAAUCUUCAGAAAUAACCUGGGAUACUAAUGCCAGUUAAUCAUUUUGUUUUAUGAUCAACAAAGUGUUUGACCUAAUUAGAAACUCAACUUUAAGCAGUCCACACAGAUAAGAGAUUCUGUUUUCCUGAUAUGAAAGUCAUGCUUACCCUGCUCCUCAUCAAUAACCUGCUGAUUUAUGUCCGAAACCUGAAGAACUACGUCCUGCUGAAAGGAAAUCAGCUAAACUAUGCAGCAUACCACCAAGGCCUGUAGCUUGCCUUACUUUUCCAUCCAAGGAACCCUGCAUGUGACAGUCCUGGUUUGUAUGGUUAUCUGCAAGUGAACUAUAACCAUCAACAACUUGUAUUUGUAUACUACCUUUGAUGUAAUAAAAUAGCUGAAGGGAUUUUACGAGAGUGAAAC
This is a messenger RNA of Hemiscyllium ocellatum (epaulette shark), 2041 nucleotides long. RefSeq names its product protein FAM177B. NCBI's taxonomy places the organism in Eukaryota, Metazoa, Chordata, Chondrichthyes, Orectolobiformes, Hemiscylliidae. The transcript is spliced from 5 exons. The coding region runs from base 283 to 846 and encodes 187 amino acids. The record is from RefSeq and is a predicted model, not a curated record.